AGCAAAGGUAAUCUUAUCACUAGUUUUAAUCUAACAGUAGUUUUUACGUAACAAAACUAAGUUUAAGUUUUAGUCACAAGCGUUUUAUAGUUGAGCUAUAAUGAAUAUCGUUCACUGGAACAUUUGCGGGGCUGAAAAAAAUAAAGAUGCUAUCAUUAGAGUUAUAAGGGAUUUUAAGCUACAGAUCUUAUUGCUCAAUGAAACCUUGCUCAAACCCAACACUAACUUUAAAAUAUCAGGGUUCUCUUCUGUAAGAGCAGAUAAACCUAAUGGUGCAGAUGGUAUAGCAAUUUUCUUGAAAAACAAAAUAAAAUAUAAUAUCAUCGACUUAAGCAGAAUUAAUAUACCAGAGAGGUGUCAGGUUAUUCUUGUAGAGCUUGUCGAUUUUUUUAUUUGUUGUGUUUACAACCCUCCAGAUAUUUGUUUGGUCAGGGCAAGCCUCGAUUCAAUUUUCGAUCUAACCCGUAAUAAACCCGUCCUCGUUAUGGGAGACUUUAAUGCCCAUAAUCCAAUAUGGGGUUCCCAGGUCAGUUACUCACGGGGAAUUAGAAGUGGGAACAUUCUUUAUGAUUUCAUUAAGGAUCACGAUUUGUGGGUACUAAACGAUGGAUCAGCUACUCGGCUCACACGCCCAGGCGUACACAGCGCUCCAGAUGUAGCUUUUUGCUCCCAGAGACUGUCUGGACUUACUGACUGCAGGGUUCUCCAGGAUAGAGUGAAUAGCGAUCAUUUUCCUAUUUUGUGUAUCAUCGGAAAUAACCGUUGCAACUCAGGUUCGACAAGAAACUACACUAGCAAAUAUAAUUUCAACAAGGCAGACUGGGAGAAAUUUUCUGAUUUAAUCUCCACGAAAUUUAGAACUUCACCUCCUAUAAAUUAUGAGGAUUUUAUGAAUAUAAUUUUCCUAUCUAUUGCAGAAUCUGUUCCAAUGCAUAAACACUCAUUAAACUACGGGUUACCUUGGUGGGAUAAUGAGUGCACCAACGCUAUUAAAAGGAAAAGACAAGCAUUCAGAGACUAUAAAAACAACCCCUCUGAGACCAACUUCCUGGAAUCAUUAAGAACCCGGGCACAAACAAGACAGCUGCUACGUAAGAAGAAAAAGGAAGGCUUUGUCAACUUUUGUGAGAAUCUAUCUCCAAAUACUAGUGCAAAAGAAGUUUGGAGCAGUAUUAGAAGGUUUGCUAAAGAAUCUGUUCCAAUGCAUAAACACUCAUUAAACUACGGGUUACCUUGGUGGGAUAAUGAGUGCACCAACGCUAUUAAAAGGAAAAGACAAGCAUUCAGAGACUAUAAAAACAACCCCUCUGAGACCAACUUCCUGGAAUCAUUAAGAACCCGGGCACAAACAAGACAGCUGCUACGUAAGAAGAAAAAGGAAGGCUUUGUCAACUUUUGUGAGAAUCUAUCUCCAAAUACUAGUGCAAAAGAAGUUUGGAGCAGUAUUAGAAGGUUUGCUAAAGAAUCUGUUCCAAUGCAUAAACACUCAUUAAACUACGGGUUACCUUGGUGGGAUAAUGAGUGCACCAACGCUAUUAAAAGGAAAAGACAAGCAUUCAGAGACUAUAAAAACAACCCCUCUGAGACCAACUUCCUGGAAUCAUUAAGAACCCGGGCACAAACAAGACAGCUGCUACGUAAGAAGAAAAAGGAAGGCUUUGUCAACUUUUGUGAGAAUCUAUCUCCAAAUACUAGUGCAAAAGAAGUUUGGAGCAGUAUUAGAAGGUUUGCUAAAGGUCGGAAGAGCAAGAGUCCCGGUGUGGAUAAAGUACCUUUCAGUGUGCUCAGCCAUCUCCCUGUUGAAGGAGCAGUCUUUCUUAUCAAAUUUUUCAACAAAAUACUUCGGAGGGAAACCACCAUUCCAGAGACGUGGAAAACCCAAAUGGUGAUCGCAAUUCCUAAACCGGGGAGAGACCCCUCAGCGUUAUCGUCCUACAAGCCCAUCAACCUAGCUUCUUGCAUAAGCAAAACUUUUGAAAUUAUGAUCAAAAACCGACUGGAAUGGUUCGUAGAGAACCAAGGUUUAAUAGACGUUCGCCAAACCGGUUUCAGAAAGGGCAAGGGAACUUUCGACAAUCUUGCAGUUAUCUCCUCAGAGGUCCUCUGCCGUUUGGCUCUCAAUCAAAUAGCAGCAAUGGUGACUUUGGACAUAUCCAAUGCCUACGAUAAUAUAAAUGUUGACUUAUUGACCUCGGUGUUGGUCAAAAUUGGAAUCGCCAGAGAUUUGACUUUGCUCAUUAAAGAUUUUCUCACGAACAGGAAGAUACAAGUUAAACAUCCAUCUACUAAUACAUUCGUGUCAGGCAGAACCACUAGCAAGGGAGUUCCCCAAGGUUCCCCUCUUUCUCCAACUGAGAAGCAACCAUUGCUGUUCUCCGGCUCACCUAAAUAG
Molecule: messenger RNA, 2392 nt
Organism: Cylas formicarius (sweet potato weevil)
Lineage: Eukaryota; Metazoa; Arthropoda; Insecta; Coleoptera; Brentidae
Exons: 5
Coding region: 101-2392 (763 amino acids)
Molecular function (GO): catalytic activity
Source: RefSeq, a predicted model, not a curated record